CAGCUCCGGGCCGCAGGACCAUGAGAGGGCCGGAGUCGGGUCCCGAGCUCACGAUGGAGGGGGACGUGCUGGACACCCUGGAGGCGCUGGGGUAUAAGGGACCACUGUUAGAAGAGCAAGCCCUUGCCAAGGCUGCAGAGGGUGGACUAUCUUCACCUGAAUUUUCAGAGCUCUGUGUUUGGUUAGGCUCUCAGAUUAAAUCAUUGUGCAACUUGGAAGAAAGUAUCACUUCAGCUGGGAGAGAUGAUCUAGAAAGCUUCCAGCUUGAGAUAAGUGGGUUUUUAAAAGAAAUGGCAUGUCCGUAUUCCGUACUCGUAUCAGGAGAUAUUAAAGACCGUUUAAAAAAGAAGGAUGACUGUUUGAAGCUUCUAUUAUUUUUAAGUACAGAGCUUCAAGCUUCACAGAUACUGCAGAAUAAGAAACGUAAAAAUUCUCAAUUAGAUAAAAAAAGUGAAAUUUAUCAAGAAGUUCAAGCUAUCUGUGAUACUCUUGGUGUACCCAAGUCAGCAACUUCUGACAUUCCGCUUAUGCUAAACCAAGUGGAAUCAAAGGUGAAAGAUAUUCUCUCAAAAGUCCAGAAAAAUCAUGUGGGAAAACCACUGCUGAAAAUUGAUUUAAAUCUGGAACAAGCGGAACAACUAGAAAGAAUCAAUGAUGCUCUUUCCUGUGAGUAUGAGUGCCGCCGGCGGAUGCUAAUGAAACGGUUAGAUGUGACAGUGCAGUCCUUUGGUUGGUCUGAUAGAGCAAAGGUAAAAACAGAUGACAUAGCAAGAAUUUACCAGCCUAAGCGUUAUGCUUUAUCGCCCAAGACAACAAUUACACUGGCACAUUUACUUGCUGCACGUGAAGAUCUGUCUAAGAUCAUUAGAACAAGUAGUGGCUCCAGCCGAGAGAAGACAGUGUGUGCCAUUAAUAAGGUGCUGAUGGGAAGGGUGCCUGACCGAGGAGGACGGCCAAAUGAAAUUGAACCACCACCCCCUGAAAUGCCCCCUUGGCAAAAGAGACAAGAAGGGGGCGGAAGGGGUGGUUGGGGUGGUGGGGGUGGUCGAGGAGGUGGUGGGGGUGGAAGAGGUGGCUGGGGAGGUGGGGGAGGUUGGGGAGGUGGUGGUGGUAGUAGUGGAGGAGGAGGAGGAGGAGGAGGGUGGGGAGGAAGUGGGGGAGGGGGAGGUAGAGGAGGAGGUUUUCAAGGCAGAGGAGAUUAUGGUGGGAGGGGAGAUUAUGGUGGAAGAGGAGGGGGCUAUGGUGGAAGAGGAGGCUAUGGUGGAAGGGGUUAUGGAGAUCCAUAUGGAGGAGGUGGUGGUGGAUAUAGAAGAUAUUAAAAACUACCAAAAUUAGAUAGCAGUGCUUACUUCUUGGCAGAGACAUUAGGUGUAGUGUUGUAAAUAACAUACUUGGAAUGUCAUCUUUGAAGUAAACACCAUGUUAGAUUCCCUGAUACCAUUCUUGAAUUGGGUUAAUAUGUGAGAACAUUGUUUUAUACUACCAUUUGAUCUCUUAGGCAAAGUGAUGAUUUUUCCAUAUUCUGUGUAUCCUUGAGCAUGUCUUUUUAAAACAAAAAAUGAGCAAAAAUUAUUUUUAAAAAUGUAAAUAUUUAUUACCAUCAGACUUGGAAAAUGGAAAGUAUUUUAUUGCCAUGAUUGAAUUUAGAUUGUUACCUGUAUUUUAUUCAGGUUUGAAACACAUAAAUUAUCCCACUUGUUAUGGAAAGGAAUAUAGACUAUUGUCUCAUCUGUAUUCCUGUGGCUGUGUUUUGUAUUUGAUAAUUAUAUUUCAUGAAAUAGGGAACGGAACUGAUCUGAUAGGUAGUUGUCAUGACUUGUUUUUUUAUAGGAGGCAAUUCCUCUGACCAGGAUUCUGUUAAAGUUCAUUAAUUGAAGCUCAAGCCUAUUUUUUGCUAUGUAUAUUUGAUUUAUUUUCCAAGUGGAUUUGAAAUCUGAUUUUGUUUAACAAAGCAAAAUUAAAGAAUGAGGUCAGAAUUACUCUAAAGGGAUGAGGACAAAUAAUAAUUUUACAUGGUGAUGUGAAAAAUACUCAUUUAAACUGGUCUCUUCAUCAUUUGUGCCAUCACUUUAGGUGUUUGGAUAUCAAAAAGCAGAUUAAGCUGUAUUGCCCAGGAUUAGGACAGUAAUUUCCAUUUUCAGUCCAUCGGAGGUAGAAUUGGGGCAUCCCUUGGAAAUUCUGAUUCAUAGCUAGAUUUUGGAAACAGGGAAUGUAGUUGGUGGUUGGAGGAAGUAAAGGUUUGGGAUAGAGUUGUGAAUUUGAAUCAUGGCACUAGCCCAGAGGUGCUGUGGGCUGAAAUGACCAUAGCUCUCAAGGAUUGAUUUGUCCUCAUUUAUCAAAUGAGGAAUAUGACACUUGCACUCUUCUCAGAUUGUUUCAUAAAGAUCUAACUACAAGUGCAAUUUAUUGAGGGCUUGUUGUGAAUGGUUUAAGAAGUGGGCUAAGUAAUGCAUUUUCCUCUUAGUAUAGAGAGUUAGAUAAGAGAGUCACAUAUAUUUUUUCAUUCCCACUGUAAAAUGUGUAUCCUAGUGUGGGCUCCUGGUUGACACCUGUACGUAACAACUUUCUGUGAUCUAGCAAAUUCAGCAGAUAGAAAGCUGAUUAUCAGUGGACACACUGUAUUUGAUAUUUGGCAGUUUCAUUGUUGUUGUGUUGUUUGCUUUACAGUAAACCCUGAACUGAAAUCUAAAACAAUGUUAAAACUUUAAAAGUAAAUAUUGUGUAUACUGCAGUCUUUGCCAUGUAGUUUUCAAGUAACUCUUCAAAGAAGUUUGUUCAGGAUAGGGAAACAUACUUUAGGUUAUUUGUAAAAUAGAAUUUAAAAAUGUGUUUAUAUUUAAUGAAGAUACUUAAUUUCAUUUGUGAUAGUUGGGAAAAAAGGCUUUCCAUAAUUAAAACAUUUUUUUCAAUAGCUAUGAACUCUGAAAAAUAAAUAAUUUCUAAAAAUAUGUAAUCAAA
Molecule: messenger RNA, 2958 nt
Organism: Nyctereutes procyonoides (raccoon dog)
Lineage: Eukaryota; Metazoa; Chordata; Mammalia; Carnivora; Canidae
Gene: TSLIG3B
Product: family with sequence similarity 98 member B
Exons: 8
Coding region: 21-1319 (432 amino acids)
Cellular component (GO): tRNA-splicing ligase complex
Source: RefSeq, a predicted model, not a curated record